AGCAAAUGCAUUUCCAAACAAUGUGUCAUCGGCUGCUUGUAAAUGGAGCGUUUCUUCAGGGAUUAACUUGAUACUUUCUUCUGUUGGAUUCGAAAGCCUUUAGACUGAAUGCAUAACUUGUACCCUUCAUAACAAGCAGUCUGACUUUCUCAUGUAUUAGCUGUGAGAAGUGGACGUUUUUGAGAUCAUUUUUUAUGGUGAAAGCACAUUUUCCACGUGGACUGACACACUGGAUUAUGAUGAUGAUUUGGUUAGUUUUGCUGUCACUGUUCUGCAAGAGCACACAAGAGGAAAACAGCCAAGAACAUGGUUACCUUAACUGUGGCCCUCAGAAUGUGACCCUUCUGCACUCUGGUCAGAUGAUCUUGUUAUGGGAAGACCAACCUUCAUGCUCUGCAGUCCGGGAUGUGCUCAUCUAUGAACUGGUUGUUUUCAGAGCGGGCCAACAAGUUAAUUAUGAUGAAGUUGCUGUGACACCUGACCAGAUAGAAUCAACCCACUACCGGAUCUGGACUUCCUUUUUGGACUUGGAAGGCGCUUCCAAUUCAGUCAGGCUUAGGUCCCGAUACAACAACCAUACAAGCCCUUGGAAGGAGCAGACAUUUCCUGGGAAGCAAACCUUGAAAGUACCAGAAAUUUUUCCAAAGGACAAGUGGUUCAUGGUUGGCAGUACCGUCACAUUCUACUGCAUUCUGCCUUCAACGGAAGCCUUCAGCACAAUGUAUCUGAAUACUGGAGAACAACCGAGCACUACCAAGAUCAACAAUCAGACAUAUGCCCUGACCGUCUAUCUGAAUCGGGCAUCAAAAAACACCUGCGACCAUGUAAAAUGUGAAACAAAGACAAACAAUAAUAAUGGUGCUUGUGUUUAUAUUGGCUACCCGCCUCAUUACAGAGACCUUCAGUGUGAAACCCGAGACCUGAAAUCAGUUGAAUGUCAGUGGACAGUAAGAGGAGACACAGACUUGCCCUUCAAAGAGCCAAAAGCUCCUCAGCUUCUGGGAAGCCCAUGUCUAAUGCUGUCUAAGGGCAGAUGCUCUCAAAAAGUGGAGAAAGUAGAUGUUGGUGAGAGAAACUGGACAUUGACAGCACAAAAUGAGUUUGGGAUGGUUGAGCUUUCAGACACCGCAGACUUAUCCAAGAGAGUGCACAUGUUUGCUCCUAAUGGAGUAAAAGUUUCGACUGUGAAUGCCAGAAGUGUCACCCUGCAGUGGAAUUUGGCGAAGCCACAGUACAACAAUCUCAAUAUUACUUGCCAAGUACGCAUGAGUUUUGGUGAAAUUUCAAUUAUUGGAAUUGGACUUAAUUCCACAGUUUUGAAUGACUUGAUACCAAAUUGGACAUAUAAUGCGACAUUAAGAUGUGGAUCAACACAACAUUUCUGGAAAUGGAGUGAAUGGAGCAAAAAAGUCUUCUUUCGCACCUAUGGUGAAGUUCCAGAUGCACUUGAUGUGUGGAUGCACAUGGAGGGCAACCACACUAAAAUUAUUUGGAAAAUGCCACAGGCCAAACAAAGUCAUGGACACAUCGAACACUAUGAAGUGACCUGGAGAAAGACCACAGAAAAUCACAACCAAAAUAGCACCAAAGUGGCUUUUAACAAACAAAGUCUUUCUCUCAGUCUGACCAGGACUAAAGAAUAUAUCGUCACAGUUACAGCUAGGAAUAUAAACGGCAGCUCACCUCCAUCCACCAUCACCAUUCCCAGCCUCAAUCCAGCUGGACACAGAGUGAAAACUUCUCGGAUUAUUGGCAGUAACGGGGGCUUCAACUUUUCCUGGUCUGCCAGUCCUGCAGCCAGCUGUGGAUACAUAGUGGACUGGUGCCCUACCUCAGGGAAUCACACUGAGGACUGGCUGAAAUUGCCUCCCAAUGAGACCUAUGCCAAAGUAUUUUCAAGAAACUUCACAGACGGAAGAAGAUACUCACUUUCCUUGUACGCCUGCACCCAGGGAGCUCCACUGCUACUGGAGAGAAGAGAGGGCUAUGUCACGGAGAAAAGUAUAAAAGAAGGCCUGUUUAAGUCAAUGAAGGGGAAACAGCAGGAUUCCAAUUUUGAAGUAUCCUGGGACCUUAUAUCUUUAGCAGAGCAGACUGCUUUCAUACAAGGCUAUGUCCUGUAUUGUUCGGACAACAACAAUUCAGUCAUCAGUUUCAGCACAGACGAUCCUGCCGCCACCAGCCUGAAAGCAAGAAACCUUAAAAUGGGUUUCUACAAAUUCACAAUGAAGGCACAAACAGCAGUGGGAGAAUGUGGUGCUACAUUCAUUACUGCCAUCUUGAACUCCCCGACUGACAACUUGAUAGGCGCAGUCCUUAUCCCCCUGCUCACUAUUUUUGGUCUCCUUUCCCUCACAAUUAUGCUUUGCUUCAGGCACUGGGCAUGUAUCAAACAGAAGGUCUUUCCUCCAAUCCCAAAGCCAAUGUUGACAUCAAUGGGUGAACAUGGAUGUCAUCUCCUUCAUGUGGAUCAGUGCCACCACAGUGAAGUACAUAUUAUGGAUGUUCUGGAGCUACAGUGUAGUGAAGAAACACCAACUAAUGGUUAUGUCUGCAAGGAGAACAUAUUAUUUGUUUUUGCCAACACUCCAAAGGGUUACUACAACCAGCCCCAGAAAAAGUACCCCCCGGAACCCCUGACCACAACAACCACAGAACUCCCAUCUCUAAAAGGAUUACCAUCUUCUCCAUUUGGAAGUGUAUUUUCUAACCCAACUUACAACCUGAAUAUUAAGCCUGGUGAUCAGCUUUCCAGUUCAUUUCCUGAGCUUCAGGAACGAAAAAGUUUACAGAGAAGCAUGGAUGGAUAUCAGCCUCAGGAUCUCACAGAAACCUUUAAUAUAAAUCCGACAGAAGAGGAUCCAGGGAAACCUAUGUCCUGUGUCUUCACUUAUGUUUUGUUACCACAAUCACUUUCCAAAUAGGUGUUUCAUGGAAAGCCUUUAUAAAUAGCACAGCCAAAAGACUCCGUACGACACAUUCAAAUAAACAGUCAUUGCAGUGAGUGCGAUCACUGCAAUUACUUGACAACUAAAUUCUUGCUAGAAAUGUGUGAAGGUAUCACUCAAAUCAAUAUUGUGUAAAAGACAGUUUUUAUUUUUAAUCAUACUAAACAUAAACAUGCUUUCCAAUGUGUCAAAAUGACUGUGGUUCCUCUCAUUCACAGCUCCUGAGUUCCAAACAGAACAGAAUAGUGUGGCCUUAAAUAGAGGCUCCAUCAGUCAAAACAGAUGUGCUCAAUUGGAUCUGUCAAAACAGCUGUGCUCAAUUGGACCGUACCAUAUACUGCAUGAGCAUGGUUAAAAAUAAUUUCUUAGAAUCAAAUAUGUAAUUGUUUAGGGCUUCAAUGGUCAAAAGUAGUAUCAUAUGAUGACGUUUUUGAUUUUUUUGUGCUUAAUUAUUUACAUUUGAAUAAUGUGUAGUUAUUUAGAUCAGCGGUCCCCAACCACCGGGUCGCAACCCGGUACCGGGCCGCGGGCCAUUAGGUACCGGGUCGCGACAAAACGUUUGAAUUUUUCUUUUUUUUAAUUGAUUAUCAGUCUAAAUAUGUUUUAUUUUGAAAAGUGACUUCUGGCGGAAUGGCGCAUGCGUCUGUGCCUCUUGACAGGUCUCGGUCACGUGAUACGUCACCAGCCGUUACCGCGAAAAUUAAACCGACAAGAUAGCAAAAAUGAGUAAAAAACAAACAUCUUUGGCGAGCUUCUUUGGAAAGGGGAAAAGGCCCAAUGAAGAGACAGAAGAAGAGCCUACGACUUCCAAGAAAAGUAAAUCUGCAUUUAAAAGACAAUACCAGGAGUCCUACUUAAAAUACGGGUUUAUCCUUACAGGUGAUUCUCAUGCACCGAGCCCGCUCUCUGUAAUAUGUGGCGACAAGCUGGCAAAUGAGUCAAUGAAGCCUUCAAAACUGCUUCGGCACCUGGAGACCAAGCACCCUGCAUUAAACAACAAGCCUUUGGAGUUUUUUGAGAAAAAAAAACGUGAACAAGAAGGGCAGAAGCAAUUACUGAUGGCCACCACAUCAACAAAUGUGAGUGCACUGAGAGCAUCAUACUUAGUGGCUAAUCGUAUUGCUAAGGCGAAGAAAACUUUUACUAUUGGUGAAGAAUUGAUCCUGCCCGCCGCUAAAGACAUUUGCCGUGAACUUCUAGGAGAGGCUGCAGUUAAAAAGAUAGCACAGGUUCCUCUUUCAGCCAGUACCGUCACUAGGCGAAUUGAGAAUAUCGCAGAGGAUAUUGAGGAGCAGUUGUUGGAGAGGAUUAAUAAGUCACCUUGGUACGCGAUCUAGGUUGACGAGUCUACUGAUGUUGAUAACAAGGCGACACUACUUGUUUAUGUGCGAUAUAUAUAUCAGGAGGAUGUGCAGGAGGAUAUGUUAUGUGCACUAUUGUUGCCAACCAACACCACAGCCGCAGAACUAUUCAAGUCUCUGGAUGAUUACAUAUCAGGAAAACUAAAUUGGUCCUUUUGUGUGGGCAUAUGCAUGGACGGAGCUGCUGCUAUGACCGGACGGCUUUCUGGUUUAACUUCUCGGGUAAAGGAGGUUGCACCUGAAUGUGAGUCAACGCACUGUGUCAUUCACAGGGAAAUGCUGGCUAGCCGAAAAAUGUCACCUGAACUCAACAGCGUGUUGAAUGAUGUCAUUAAAAUGAUUAACCACAUCAAAGCGCAUGCCCUUAACUUGCGUCUGUUUGAGCAACUUUGUGAGGAGAUGGACGCGGAGUACAAACGCCUUCUCUUACACACUGAAGUAAGGUGGCUAUCUAAAGGCAGAUAAUUGGCAAGAGUGUUUGAAUUACGUGACCCGCUGCAGAGGUUUUUUUCAGAAAAAAAGUCACCACUGGCAGCACAUUUCAGUGACAAUGGGUCACAAAACUCGCUUAUUUGUGCGACAUAUUCAACCUGCUCAAUGAACUUAAUCUGUCACUUCAGGGGAAAAUGACAACUGUCUUCAAGUUGGCAGAUGAAGUAGCUGCAUUCAAAGGCAAACUGGAUUUGUGGGGACGGCGAGUGAACCGAGGGAUAUUUGACAUGUUUCAAACAUUGUCGGGGAUUUUGGAAGAGACUGAGCCUGAUCCAUCAUUCUCCCAGCUGGUGCACGAUCACCUGUCUUUGCUUUUGAAAGAGUUUGAGCAGUACUUCCCGACCACAAAAGACCCACGGACUGCGAAAGAAUGGAUCCGCGACCCAUUUGUGAACAAACCUGGUGAAUCGAACCUGUCCGUGCAAGAAGAAGAUCAACUGCUGGACAUUGCAAAUGACAGUGGCCUUAAAAGUACGUUUCAGACCACAACUGUGCCAGAGUUCUGGAUUAAAGUCAUGGCAGAAUAUCCAGAGAUAGCCGAAAAGGCAUCGAAAACCCUGCUUCCAUUCCCAACCUCUUAUCUUUGUGAAGUGGGAUUUUCUGCAGUGACGGCAACGAAAACAAGACUACGCAGCAGACUGGAUGUACGGAACACACUUCGGGUGUCAUUGUCUCCCAUUACCCCAAGAUGGGACCAGCUCGUUGCAGAGAAACAAGCUCAGGGCUCCCACUAAUUGUCAUUAUUAUUAUUAUUAUUUUAUUGACUUGUUCAACUUGUUAUAUAGAAGUUAUUAGUAGGCCUUUUUCUCCUACGUUGAAUGCACUGAUGCGCAGUCACUUGAAUCGAGCUUUUAUUAUAAUUAUUUCUUAUUAGAAAGGAUUUUCGUUGUAAAAUAAAUAAUUUCGUUCACAGAGAUGUUGUUGAUUAUUAAUUUAUUAACAAAAUGUUGUUUAUUGUCUGUUGAUGUUUGCAUUUGACAUAAAACCACUGCGGAUGAUUUAUUAUUAGACUACAGCCGUCCUGGCGAUGCAUCAUUAACGAUAAUCGAGCAAAUGUAGGCCGAGAAAAUGAAGGCCGGUCUGAGAAAAUAUUGUCUUAGAUGAAACCGGUCCGUGGCGCAAAAAAGGUUGGGGACCGCUGAUUUAGAUUACCUUAAUUAAUUUGAUAAAGUUUGGCAAAUGGGGAGGGGCUUAAUGAAUAAACCUCUGGCCACCAAUGCUUUUGGGGAGCCUAAUGGUGGCUGUAAAGCAGAGAGCUGUCUGUGAAAAAUGUGCUGCAAGAUAUAUAUAUAUUUAUGUUUUUUUUUUUCUCUCUGCAUUUUGAGUGGAUGUUCAUGUAAUUUUGAUUUUCAACGUUUUUCUGUAAAUAAAAGCUCUAAAAUAUA
Molecule: messenger RNA, 6186 nt
Organism: Eleginops maclovinus (Patagonian blennie)
Lineage: Eukaryota; Metazoa; Chordata; Actinopteri; Perciformes; Eleginopidae
Product: oncostatin-M-specific receptor subunit beta-like
Exons: 18
Coding region: 195-2924 (909 amino acids)
Biological process (GO): cytokine-mediated signaling pathway
Cellular component (GO): external side of plasma membrane; membrane; signaling receptor complex
Molecular function (GO): cytokine receptor activity; cytokine binding
Source: RefSeq, a predicted model, not a curated record